Molecule: messenger RNA, 6419 nt
Organism: Panthera uncia (snow leopard)
Lineage: Eukaryota; Metazoa; Chordata; Mammalia; Carnivora; Felidae
Gene: ZBTB8B
Product: zinc finger and BTB domain containing 8B
Exons: 3
Coding region: 38-1510 (490 amino acids)
Biological process (GO): regulation of transcription by RNA polymerase II
Molecular function (GO): protein binding; DNA-binding transcription factor activity, RNA polymerase II-specific; RNA polymerase II cis-regulatory region sequence-specific DNA binding
Source: RefSeq, a predicted model, not a curated record
UCCAGGCUACUCCAGAGCAGCAGCAGCUGGUGGAGACAUGGAGAUGCAGUCCUAUCAUGCCAAGCUCUUGGGGGAGUUGAAUGAACAGCGAAAGAGGGACUUUUUCUGUGACUGCAGCAUCAUUGUGGAAGGGCGGAUCUUCAAGGCCCACAGGAACAUUUUGUUUGCCAACAGCGGCUACUUCCGAGCCCUGCUCAUUCACUACAUCCAGGACAGCGGGCGGCACAGCACCGCCUCCCUGGACAUAGUCACCUCCGAUGCCUUCUCCACUAUCUUAGACUUCCUGUACUCUGGGAAGCUGGAUUUGUGCGGGGACAACGUGAUUGAAGUCAUGUCGGCGGCCAGCUACCUGCAGAUGAACGACGUGGUGAACUUCUGCAAGGCCUACAUCAGGUCGUCCCUUGACAUCUGCCGGAAGAUGGAGAAGGAGGCUGCCGUGGCUGCAGCGGUGGCGGCGGCGGCGGCGGCGGCGGUGGCGGCUCAUCAGGUGGACAGCGGAAGCCCCAGUUCAGGCAGGGAAGGGACCUCCUGUGACACCAAGAGCGUGGUCCCCUCUCCGGCCGAGGGAGAGGAGAGGGUGGACUGUCCAAGAGAGCCCCCUCGCAGUGACUGCAGAGGCUGCCACCCACUGGAACUGGCGGCGAAGGACCGCCCGGGCAGUGGCCCAGCUGACAGUGACCUCUCUAUUCUGCCCAAACAGAUAGAGCCCAAGGUGGAGUUUGAUGCCGACGAGGUGGAGGUGGAGUUGGGCGAACAGCUGCAGCCGUAUGCCACCCCACUCAGCCUGGCCCACGUGGACGAGGGUUUGCCCGGUGGCCAGGCCAUCGACUUGGCUUACGGUAACUACCAUGUGAAGCAGUUCCUGGAGGCACUCCUGCGCAACGGUGCCUUCCAGAGCAAAGGUGACGUGGACCAUCACUUUUCUCGAAGUUUGGAGGGAAGACCAGAGGGUGCGGGAGGAGCCAUGAGUGCCGUGAUGGAUGUCCAGACCGACUGGUAUGGAGAGGACUCAGGUGAUGUGCUGGUGGUCCCCAUCAAGCUCCACAAGUGUCCUUUCUGCCCUUACACUGCCAAACAGAAGGGCAUCCUUAAGCGGCACAUCCGCUCACACACAGGCGAGCGGCCCUACCCCUGCGAGACGUGCGGCAAGCGGUUCACUCGACAGGAGCACCUGCGGAGUCACGCCCUAAGCGUCCAUAGAUCCAACCGUCCAAUCAUCUGCAAGGGCUGCAGAAGAACCUUCACGAGUCACCUGUCCCAGGGACUGCGGCGCUUCGGGCUGUGUGACAGCUGCACCUGUGUUACGGACACACACGAUGAUGAAGACGAUUUGAUGCCCAUCAAUCUUAGCCUGGUGGAGGCCUCGUCCGAAAGCCAAGAAAAGAGUGACACAGACAAUGACUGGCCAAUCUAUGUGGAGUCUGGUGAGGAAAAUGACCCCGCUGGAGAUGAUUCUGAUGGCAGACAGCAGAUUCGGCCCAACUUGUCAGAUCAAGAGACACUUACGUAGCGGAAAAUUCUGGGGGUGGGUAGGGGGAGAGGUUUUAGAAUUUGUUGUUGCUCAUUCUAUGUUCGAAAGCCACCAUUUGUCCAAUUUUGUGGAAGCCCGAGAGGAACAUGUUUUCAUACUAUCGUUACAUUUUUGUUACAUUACACGGUGAAGGUUGGAUUUUGUGACUCAAAGGACUGAUGACUUCUUACUGGAAUGCCCUUGCUUUCUGAGGGCCUUGUUGAGUUAAUUCUGAGUGAAUUAAUGCUUGCCCCAAGGCUUCCCAUUUUUCCUGUUGUGCACCCAAACUCUGGUUAGGAGAAAGACAAGAAAGUCUCCAUGCUUGAGACAUUUAAUUGUCUCAUUCCUCCAGAUUCCUUUUUUUUUUUUUUUUUUUUGUCAGCCUUUUUCUCUGGAAAUGUAGGCAAAAAUAUUUUGACAUCAGUCUUACCUUUGCCAAGCUUCUCCUGAUGGAUUCCAUAUUUUAAUUUUCUGGUGAAGUAUUUUUUUUUUUAACAUUUAUUUAUUUUUGAGAGACAGAAGGACAGAGCACAAGUUGGGGAGGGGCAGAGAGAGAGGUAGACACAGAAUCCGAAGCAGGCUCCAGGCUCCGAGCUGUCAGCACAGAGCCCCACAUGGGGCUUGAACCCAUGAACCGAAGUUGGACGCUUAAACAACUGAGCCACCCAGGAGCCCCUCUGGUGAAGUCUUAAAGACAAAGCUUCACUGAUAUAAGGCAGGCAGGGUUGUUUGGCUCCAUGAGUGUAAAGAUACUUCUAAGACUUCAGUUUUAAUGGCUGGGAGUAUUUAUGUGCACGCAAGCAUGGAAAUGAGCUGAGAGACUCCUGGGCACUCUGACUUGCCCAGCGAAGUUCAACUUUAAGUUAGUCCUGAGAAAGGAGACUGUGAGCCCAAGUCUGGGUGGUUUCCCUGUUUAGUUUGGGAUCUGACCGGUCUGCACACACAGAUAACCUGUUUUGUGAUCAUAAAACAAGUCAUUUGGAUGAAACUCAAACCCCUUCCCUGUGUUUUCCUGCCAUUUUCAAGAGCCGCUGCUGUGUAAUGUGGAAAUGUAGCCCCUGCUGACGGCCUUCUACUUCGAUUAUGAAUAGAACUUUAAUUGGAGGGAAAGUGUGAGCCUGUAUAAACAAGUUAUAUUUCUAAAUCAUUUGCCUUUUAAAGUUUAUUUAUUUAUUUUGAGAGAGAGAGAGAGAGUGAGUAGAGGGAAGGGGCAGAGAAAGAGGGGAGAAAGGAUCCCAAGCAGGCUCCGGGAUAUUAGCCCAGAGCCUGAUGCAGGGCUCGAUCUCACAAACCAUGGGAUCAUUACCUGCGCUGAGAUCAAGAGUCAGACACAUCUUUUACCUUUUAAAAGAUCCUCUGGAGGGAAAGAGAAGAUUGGUAGAAGAACAGGUUUUUAAAAUCUUUGCAGCCAACACAGUUAUUCUAACAGAAGAAGGUAUACUUCUUUAAAAGGCUGAAGAAAAAAAAUAAAUAAAAGGCUGAAGAGCAGGAAAUAUUAGGGAUUAAGGGAUAUUCAAAGCACUUUCAUAAUUUUGUCUUAUAUUAAAGACAUAAGACAAAAAGAUAAAGACAUAAAGAUAGAUUUUUAAAAAGUAUUUAUUUAUUUUAAUUAGAUUCCACACCCCACGUGGGGCUUGAACUCAUGACCCUGAGAGCCAGCCAGACGCCCUCCAAAAUAGAUUUUUAAAAGAAAUCCCUUUUUCUUCCUUUAAUUUUAGUCUAGUUGUGUUUCCAAAGGUAGUGAAAUCACCUUUCUGCCUCUUGAGCAAAAAUAAUAAUAAUAAUUAAAAAAAAAAACAUUAUAAAUUGGCUUGUGAAUGUUAGUCAUUGAAGAGUUCAAAAUGUGCUUAAAUCAUCUUCUCAAUAGAGGUUAGAACUCCAGAAUGGUAUUACUCGAACUGUGGCCCCCAGACAGCUGGUCUGUGAAUUCUUCGAUACCAAUCUAUACAGCAGGACCAUGUGUUGGCCUGUGGUAGGUUGGAAACCUCAAAACUGGUCUUUUACCACAGAUAGUUUGAAAAUUAUUGUUCUAGAUCAAGAGUUGAAGACUAGAAAUUAUCAAGGACCAGAAACACCUUUCUUCCCUGAAAUGGAAAUAUUAGCUGUUGUUUAAAAGGAGGGAUCUUCUCAAAUGGGAAACCUAAUCGAUUGUGUAGAAGGUGUACUUUGCAAGGAGUUAGGUUUGAUAUUUUUGCUCUGUUUAAGUUAUUUGAUUGUUUUUUUUUUUUAAAGAUUUUAUUUAUAAGUAAUCUCCACACCCAACAUGGGGCUCAAACUCACAACUCUGAGAUCGAGAGUUGCAUGUCUCACCAACUGAGCCAGCCAGGCACACCUAAAUUAUCUCUGGUGUUUUAAUGUGACUUUUCUACCUCCCAGUUCAACUUCUGUGCCCACUUUCUUUGGUAGAGCAACCUCUUCAGUGACUCCAUGACUUAAUCAUAUGGCUGGGUCCAAAGUAAACACAUUUACACUAGCAAUUUCACUUUAGGACAGUGACUUUCAACUGCGGGUGAUUUUGUCCCCCAGAGGACAUUUGGCAAUGUCUGGAGGCAUCCUCAACUGUUACAACUCAGGGCAGGGUACUGCCGGCAGCCGGAUGAGGUUGGUGUUCAACAUCCUACAACGCAUAGGAUGGCCCCUUAUAACAAAGGAUUUUCUACUCCAAAAUGUCAGGAGUACCAAGGCUGAGGAACCUUACCAUCAGAUAAAGUUGGAUUUUUAAAAUGACCUUUAAUGAGUGAACUUAAUUUUGUGUUAUGUUUUAGGUUACCUUUUACCUUCAUAAUAUUUCGUAGGCCCUCAUGCUCCCACGAGUCUUGGAAAAGAGUGGAAUUAGUAAAAUCAGGAGCUGAGGCUAAAUUGUUCAUAACUUGCCUAAGCUCUGAUUAGGUUUGUGAUGUAGAAACUUAGAAAUUCUAGGAGCACCUGGGAGGCUCAGUUGGUUAAGCGUCCAACUUUGGCUCAGGUCAUGAUCUCAUGGUUCAUGCGUUCAAGUCCCGUGUCAGGCUCUGUGCUGACAGAGCUCUGUCUCUCAAAAGUAAACGUUAAAACAGAAAUGAAGGAAGGUAGGAAGGAAGGAAGGAAGAAAAGGAAGAAAGAAAGGAAGAAACUCUGAUCUGAUUCAUACUCCCAGAACCAUUACUAGGUUCUCGUCAUUUUAGCACAUUUUAUUUUAUUAUUAUUUUUUUAAUGUUUAUUUAUUUUUUGCAAGAGAGAGAGACUGAGCAUGAGCAGAGGAAGGGCAGAGAGAGAGGGAGACAUAGAAUCUGAAGCAGGCUCCAGGCUCUGAACUGUCAUCACAGAGCCUGAUGUGGGGCUUGAACUCACAGACUGCGAAAUCAUGACCUGAGCUGAAGUCAGACGCUUAACCAACUGAGCCACCCAGGUGCCCCUAUUUUAUUAUUUUUUUAAAAGUUUAUUUAUUUAUUUUGAGACGAGUGCACGCAUGCACAUGAGCGGGGAAGGGGCAGAGAGAGGUAGAGAGAAUCCCAAGCAGGCUCUGUACUGUCAGCACAGACAAACUGUGAGAUCAUGACCUGAGCCGAAAUCCAGAGUGGAACGCUUAACCUACUGAGCCACCCAGGUGCCCCUCAUUACAUUUUACAGUAGCAAAAUUACUGGGAGGAAAAUGGAACAUGAAGCUUAAUAUUUAAAUUAUUCUUUCUGUAAUGUCUCAGAUUGUUGCAUUUCCAAUUGGCUGUUUCGAGUUUGUAUGCUGACUUUAGUACUAACUGGACCACUGAAUUCUAUCACUUUUAAUGGAGAUAAUCCCUUUAUUUAGACUAUCGAAUCAUAAACUAUCCUCUGUUUUAAAUUUAUGUUCACAGUUAGCGGUCAAUAUUUACAAUUGCACAGUGUCUUUGGGGUGUAAUGAAUGGGGCUGGUGACAUCUCUAUAAGUAAAUUAAUAGUUGGGUCCAACACAGACCAUUAAUGAUUUAUUUUAUAUCUGGCAUCUUUCUGGCACCCUCUUCUUCCCCUCCUCCCCCUCCUCCCCCUCCUCCCCCUUCUUUUUUUUUUUAAUAUAAUUUAUUGUCAAAUUGGUUUCCACACAACAUCCAGUUCUCAUUCCAACAAGUGUCUUUCUGGCACAUUCAAUCCAAGUUCGCAAAGAGAUUAUUUGUCUUACGUUAGAUACAUUGCGUGGACAGUAACAGAAUUCUUAUUGGUAGUGGAACUUAAAAAUGGCAUCCAUGGGAAGUUGUUUCUUUUGGGGGAAAGGGACAGACCUUCAUAGCAAGGGUUGGAAAGGAAUGUAAAUGAGGCCUGUAUCUGUAAUAGACUAAGAAAUGACAUAGAGCAACGGGACUUCUGGUCAUUUGGUAGAUAGAUGCCAUUUUGAUGUAAAUAUUUUGGUGGUCACUACAGUUGGAAUAUUCCUUGAGAAAACUACUGACCUGGUGGUUUGCAAAAUAUUGUGAAAUGGAGUAUUCUGGGGGUUCAGAAUACACGAUGGGUUUUUGUUGUUGUCAUUAAUUGAUGUUGUGAUAAACUGCUUGGGGGAAAAAGCCAUGUGUAUGGCUGCGUGUGCUGAUUCUGAGGGCAGUGGGAAGACUGGAGUGGCCUUUGGUCAACUGAGUUCAUUGGACUUAUAAGUUUUUUUAUGUGUUUCUUGUGCAUUGAUAAUAGAAUGACCUCUGUGAAGUCUAGUGUCAUGGGGUGGGAGGGGCAAAGGGUUGGGGUGUGUGAGAAGUUCCUGUGGCGCUCUGUUUUGAGCAGCACCACUGUACUUCCUGUCGUCGUUCGUCUCUUGUAGCUUGCUUUGUGCUUUCAUGUGGCUGUGCUGUCUUCCAAGUCCAAAAAGGGGCACUUGAUUCAGUUGCUUAUGAUGGACAAUGUUUUCAUGGAUUUUUGUUCAGUAUUUCUGCUACAUAUGACUGUGCUCCUCAAACGUUUCAUUGUAGUGUGGA